AUGACACUGGUGCACCCUGUCCGUCGGGUAGCAGUCAUUGGGGCUGGGCCAGCUGGUCUUGCGUCCGUCAAGUAUCUGCUGGCAGAAAAAUACUUUGAAGUAAUAGACGUGUUUGAACAGAGAAGCUCGGUUGGUGGCGCCUGGAACUACAGCCCUAGCUCCAAAGCUGGAAUAUCAACAUCGGUUCCGCAUCUCAAUCCGCAUGAACCGGCCGAAAAGCCAACAUGGAUGAACCAACCCGGAGCGGAUCCAGAGGCCGUCUUUGUUUCUCCACUCUAUGACAGACUCGAAACCAACAUUCCCAAGGACCUCAUGAGAUACUCGGAUAAAGCUUUUCCGCCAGACGCGCAGCUUUUUCCUAAACACCAGACGGUUAAACAAUAUCUGGAAGAAUAUGCUGAAGAAACAAAAAAUCUUAUACACUUUGAGAGUCAAGUUGUUGAUGUGAGACUCAAUGAUCCCAGUAUUAGCACAUGGGACUUGGUGACGGCCAAUCUACACACUGGUGCUGAAACCACUCGCACAUAUGACGCAAUCGUGGUGGCUAGUGGUCAUUUCACCGUCCCAUAUCUUCCGGAGAUUCGAGGCAUCGAGGCUUGGGAUAAGUCAUACCCAGGGACAAUCUCACACUCCAAGUUCUAUGACACCCCCGAAGCGUUUCGAGAUAAGAAGGUCGUCGUGGUUGGAAGCUCGGCCUCGGGCCUCGAUAUCGGUUCUCAGAUCAGCGAGGUCAGCAAGGGCAGCAUAGUGGUCUCUCAGCGCGCAGAAUCGUACUUGGCAGCAUCUGCCCCUGGAGACAAGAUUAUUUGCCCCGAGAUUAUUGAAUUUCUUUCCCCGUCUACUCACGACAGAGCCAUCAAGUUUGCAGAUGGCCGGGUGGAAGACCAAAUCGAUGCCAUCGUCUUUUGCACAGGUUAUUUUUACUCGUAUCCAUUCUUGUCGUCCCUCAGUCCUCCUGUUGUCACCGAUGGCUGGCGAACCAAGGAUGUCUACCAGCAACUCUUUUACAUAGACCAUCCUACGAUGGUAUUCCCGGUACUUUCACAGAGGGUCAUUCCAUUCCCGAUGGCCGAGAACCAGGCAGCUGUUUUCGCUCGAGUCUGGUCGUCGCGGCUACAGCUUCCGUCGAGAGCGGAGAUGCAUGCAUCGGAAGAGUCGGAACUAGCAAACAGAGGCGACGGUCGAGGAUUCCAUAUACUGCCUUUUCCCAUGGAUGCCGACUAUCUGAACUCGCUCUACGACUGGGCUACCAAAUCCAAGCAACGCUCGGGGCUCGACCGCGGCGGUCAAGGAAAGAUUGGGACGUAUUGGGGCGAGCGGGAGAGGUGGAUGCGCUCCAAAUUCCCUGAAAUUCGAAGAGCAUUUGUUCAAAGGGGAGAUCGUCGACGCGAAAUCAAAACCUUGGCAGAGGUCGGAUUCGACUUUUACCAGUGGAAGCAAGAGCAGGAGCAGAAUGCCAGGUUAUAG
Molecule: messenger RNA, 1467 nt
Organism: Penicillium argentinense
Lineage: Eukaryota; Fungi; Ascomycota; Eurotiomycetes; Eurotiales; Aspergillaceae
Product: putative flavin dependent monooxygenase
Exons: 2
Coding region: 1-1467 (488 amino acids)
Molecular function (GO): N,N-dimethylaniline monooxygenase activity; NADP binding; flavin adenine dinucleotide binding
Source: RefSeq, a predicted model, not a curated record